UAAUAAAUCUCAAAUCUUUAUCAAUUCACUCCCUCAGGCUGAGGCUGAGACUCAGGAUCCCUCUCGAAAGCUGUCGGUCAAAUUUCUUCACCAGGGCAACGGCAGUGGUCAAUCCUUACACACUCCUGUCGGUUCAAUGAGGAAAGACGGAGCGCCGCCCGUCAACCCCGUCGGCAAGAUCUUCCUCUGCUUCGAAACCAAGCCCUUCCUCGCCACAUUGCUAGCCGUUACCCUUGUUAUGGUCGUCUGGAAUCUCCAGCCUUACUACGAGAACCUCAUCUCCGCCACCGCCCGCUGCUCCGCCGCAACUUCUGCCUCCUCCUCCUCCACCGAAUCUCUUCCCAUUAAAUCAGCUACCCUUGGUGUCGUCACCCCUCUUGCCGAGAAGAAGCUGGUUAGUAGUCCCCCUGCAGACCCCAACAAGCGCACCUUCCAAGCUUACGGCAACGCCGCCGCUCUUUUUGUCCAAAUGGGUGCCUAUCGCGGCGGCCCUAAGACAUUUGCGGUGGUGGGUCUCGCCUCAAAACCCAUUCACGUCUUCGGCCGCCCGUGGUACAAAUGUGAGUGGAUCCCCAACAAUGGGAACUCCUCCAUCAGGGCCAAGGCCUACAAGAUGCUCCCUGACUGGGGCUACGGCCGUGUUUACACCGUCGUCGUCGUCAAUUGCACGUUUGCCGAGAAUCCGAAUGCUGACAACAGCGGCGGCAAGCUGAUGGUGUAUGCCUACUAUGGGGAGUCUCCACGCAAGUACGAGAAAUUCACCGCCUUGGAGGAGGCGCCGGGUUCCUACGACGAGUCCAAGUACAGACCGCCAUACAAGUACGAGUAUCUCUACUGCGGUUCAUCCUUGUACGGGAACCUGAGCGCUUCGAGAAUGAGAGAGUGGAUGGCGUAUCACGCUUGGUUCUUCGGGGCCAGCUCGCAUUUUGUUUUCCACGACGCAGGCGGAGUGUCGGCGGAGGUGAGGGCAGUGCUGGAACCGUGGAUUAGAGCUGGAAGGGUGACGCUGCAGGACAUAAGGGCUCAGGCGGAGUACGAUGGGUACUACUACAACCAGUUCUUGGUGGUGAACGAUUGCCUGCACCGGUACCGACACGCCGCCAACUGGACUUUCUAUUUCGAUGUGGAUGAGUAUAUCUACCUUCCAGAUGGAAACACAUUGGAGUCUGUCCUGCGAGAUUUCUCCAAUAACACGCAGUUCACCAUUGAGCAAAAUGCAAUGUCCAGUGUGCUCUGCUUGAAUGAUUCACCUCAGGGUUAUUCCAGGCAAUGGGGUUUGGAGAAGCUGGUGUUCAGGGAUUCCCGGACGAGGAUAAGGAGAGAUCGUAAGUACGCAAUACAAGCGAAGAACGCAUACGCAACGGGGGUGCACAUGUCGGAGAAUGUGAUUGGCGGAACGCUCCACAAAACAGAGUCUAGAAUCCGAUACUACCACUACCACAACACCAUCACGGUGCACGAGGAGCUCUGUCGCAACUUGGUGCCAGUGUCGGCCAAGAACGCCACCACCUGGCUGGACAAGAUCCCAUUUGUGUACGACGACAACAUGAGGAAACUGGCCCCGACAAUCAAGGAAUUCGAGCGGAAGACGAUUGGGGUGGGAUCGCAGCGAGGCCUGGGUUCUUGAGAAAGUAAUUCUAAUUCAUCUAUCUAGCUAAUAUAUGAUAUGAGUAAAAUUCUUUGUUUUUUGAAUUAUAGUUCCAUUAAUAUUUUUCAAUGUAUAAAAAAGUUACGAUAUCUUUUUGGUUUA
Messenger RNA from Sesamum indicum (sesame), 1750 nucleotides. It is a transcript of the gene GALS1, whose product is annotated as glycosyltransferase family protein (DUF23). Gene Ontology annotation, molecular function: glycosyltransferase activity. Gene Ontology annotation, cellular component: cytoplasm. NCBI's taxonomy places the organism in Eukaryota, Viridiplantae, Streptophyta, Magnoliopsida, Lamiales, Pedaliaceae. The record is from RefSeq and is a predicted model, not a curated record.